Messenger RNA from Trichosurus vulpecula (common brushtail), 3519 nucleotides. RefSeq names its product zinc finger protein 135-like. The transcript is spliced from 11 exons. The record is from RefSeq and is a predicted model, not a curated record. Gene Ontology annotation, molecular function: RNA polymerase II cis-regulatory region sequence-specific DNA binding; DNA-binding transcription factor activity, RNA polymerase II-specific. Gene Ontology annotation, biological process: regulation of DNA-templated transcription. Lineage: Eukaryota; Metazoa; Chordata; Mammalia; Diprotodontia; Phalangeridae. The coding region runs from base 1 to 3519 and encodes 1172 amino acids.
AUGAGUAUCAAGCAUGGAGCUCCCUGCGAGCAAGGCCCGGAGACCCCGUGGGCAGAGGCACUCCUUGACCUGCCCCGCCCGCCCAGACUCACCCACUGCCUGCGAGUCUACACGCGGGGAAUCACAACAACCCAGUGCGGCCUGGAAGUGACGAUACAGCCCUCCUGGAGGGGCCUCGCUUUGUCCCGGGCCGAGAGCGGCCCGAGGCCCGCCGAGGGCCCGGAUUGGGCGGCUCCCGAGGGCGGGGUACGGGGCGGCACUUCCGGCCGGGGAGGGCGACCUCGGGAGGAGUGCCGGAGGUCCAGAUCCGUGGGGCUCAGCGGUGCGGUGUUCGGCCGUGGAGUCUGCCCCUCCUGUGCCGCCCGGGAACGGCGGCUCAUUGUGAUUCUAAGGCUCCCAUCGACCUCCAGAGGAAAGCCUAGGAGGCCAGGCAGACAACCAAGCUUCUAUAGAGGGGCUACCAGCUCUGCCUGCCCUCCAGGUUCCUGCACAUCUCCUGAGAGGACCCCAGGAGACCAGGUAAUGGCAGCUGAGCUCCUGCCAGCCUGGUCCCAGGUGUUGGUGACUUUCACGGAUGUGACUGUAAAUUUCACCCAUGAGGAAUGGAGUCUUCUAAACCCUACACAAAGGGGCCUUUACAGGGACGUGAUGCUGGAGAAUUAUGAGAACGUAGUCUCACUGGGGUUUCCAGUGUAUGAACCUGUUGUAAUCUCCUGUUUGGAGCAAGGGGGAGAGGCAUGGGUCUCAGACAUGCAAGAAGCUGAGGAGAGAGAGAUCAUGAGAGGGGACUGCUCAGAUUGUGAGACCAGGACUGAGAAUAAGGAGCUGUUGCUAAAGCAGGAAAUUUCUGAAGAAGUAGAAACCCAGAAUAUGAUACUGGAAAGACUCAUGGGGGAUGUUCCCCAUGGACCCAAAUGUAGAGAAGCCUGUGAAUCUGAUGACAGGUCAGAAGAUGGUUUUCAGCCUUCUGCAGGUAAACUCCUUUCUCAGAAGAGACACUUGAGGUCAGUGGCAGUGAUGGAUCAAAAUCCAUCUGAAGAAGAAAAAGACCAGAAAUGUAAUGAAUUUGGAAGAAACCUCAGUCUGAACUCUAACACUGUUAGAAUUUCCUCAAGAGAGAAACCCCAGGAGUGUGAUAAUAUGGACCAGAAAUCCAGACAGAAUUCAGACCUAAUUAUACAUCAGAAAAACCAUAUAGAAGAGAAAUCCUAUAAACCUAAAAUAUACAGAAAAUCAUUAAGGCAGAGUUCAACCUAUGUUAAACGUCAGAGAAAGCGCACAGAAAAAGUUUAUAAAUGUAAUGAAUGUGGGAAAGCCUUCAAACAGAGUUCAAGUCUCAUUAGACACCAGAGGAUUCACACAGGAGAAAAACCCUAUGAAUGUAAUGAAUGUGGGAAAACAUUCAUUGCAUCCUCAAACCUUAUUCAGCAUCAGAGGGUUCAUACUGGAGAAAAACCAUAUGAGUGUAAUGAUUGUGGGAAAGCCUUCAGCCAGGGGUCAAGCCUAAUUCGCCAUCAGAGGAUUCACACUGGAGAAAAACCAUAUGAGUGUAGUGAAUGUGGGAAAGCUUUUAAUGUCUCCUCAAACCUCAUUCAACAUCAGAAAAUUCACACUGGAGAGAAACCCUAUUCAUGUAAGGAAUGUGGAAAAACUUUCAUCCUAAAUUCUUACCUUAUUAAUCAUCAAAGAGUUCACAGUGGAGACAAAUCCUUUGAAUGUAAUGAAUGUGGGAAAGCCUUCAGUGAUCGUACAUCUCUUAUUUACCACCAGAGAAUUCAUACUGGGGAGAAACCAUAUGAGUGUAACAAAUGUGGGAAGGCUUUCAGUCUGAGUUCAGGCCUCAUUAAACAUUUAAGAAUUCAUACAGGAGAAAAACCUUAUGAGUGUUAUGAAUGUGGGAAAAUCUUCAGGGCAUAUUCAAACCUUAUUCAGCAUCAGAGAAUUCACACGGGAGAGAAACCUUAUGAAUGUAAAGAAUGUGGAAAGACUUUCAUUCUGAGCUCAUACCUCAUUAGACAUCAGAAAAUUCAUAUCUCAGGCAGCUCACCUCCGGCCUUGGCCUCUCCCGGGAGGAAAGGACGCGGCCUCUCCCGCCGGCUGGAGCUUCUCGGGGGGAUUCCCAAGGCGCUGGCCGGGAUGGGAGGAGGCGGAGAGCAGGCUCCUGGAGGGAUUGGGACAUUUUUGAAAAAAAUGGAAUUAUGGCACAUGAUGUCAGAAAGACUUGAAGAGGAUAUUUCCCUGGAACCUGGGUAUGAAGAAGCAUUUGAAUAUCAAAGCAGAUUUGAGGGAGAUCUGGAAAACCUCACAGGAGAAAAAUUAAGGAAACCCUUUUCCCAGGAAAGAGAGUUUGCACCAGUGACACUGAUCCAUAAGAAAGCCUCCCCAGAGGAAAGAGAUCAGGAAGGAAGUGGUUUUGAUAGCAGCCUCAGUCUGAAUUCAAACACUGGUAGACCCUUGAGAGUUCCUACAGAAGAGAUACCUCAUCUUUGUGAUGUAUGUGACCAAAGCUUCAAAAAGAAUUCAGACUUAAUUAUCCAUCAGAGAAUCCAUACUGAAGAAAAACCAUAUAUAUCUAAUGUAUAUGAGACAGUAUUCAAGCAGAACUCUACUCUUUUUGGAUAUCAAAGAAUUCACAGUGGACAGAAACCCUUUCUGUGUAAGGAAUGUGGGAAAACCUUUAGUCAGAGCUCUAAUCUUAUUGAUCAUCAGAGGACACACACUGGAGAAAAACCUUAUAAAUGUAAUGAGUGUGGAAAAGCCUUCAGUUUGAGUUCAAACCUUAUUAAGCACCAGAGAAUUCAUACUGAACAGAAGCCCUAUGAGUGUAAUGAAUGUGGGAAAACUUUCAACCAGAACUCUAACCUCAUUAAGCACCAGAGAAUUCACACUGGUGAGAAACCAUAUGAAUGUAAUGAAUGUGGGAAAUCUUUUAGUGUGCAUUCAUCUUUUAUUCGACAUCUUAAAAUUCACACUGGUGAAAAACCUUAUGAGUGUAAUGAAUGUGGAAAAACAUUCAACCAAAACUCUAAUCUUACUAAACAUCAGAGAAUUCAUACUGGUGAAAAACCCUAUGAGUGUAAUGAAUGUGGAAAAACCUUCAACCAGAAUUCUAAUCUUACUAAACAUCAGAGAACUCAUGUUGCACAAAACCCCCAUCAUUGUAAUGAGUGUGGAAAAGCCUUCAGUACGUAUUCAUCAUUUCUUCAGCACCAGAGAAUGCACAGUGAAGAAGAUCCUAAUGAGCAAAAUGAAUAUGAAAAACUCUUUGAGUGUAAUGAAUAUGGGAAAGCCUUCAGCCAAAGUAGAAACCUUAUAAGACAUCAGAGAUUUCAUACUGGUGAGAGGCCCUUUGAGUGUAAUGAAUGUGGAAAAGCUUUCAGUCUGAGUUCUAACCUCAUUAAACACCAGAAAAUUCACACUGGAGUAAAACCCUAUGAAUGUAAUGAAUGUGGAAAAACCUUCAGUGAGAGCUCUAAUCUCAUUAAACACCAGGGAAUUCACACUGGGGAAAAACUAUGA